Messenger RNA from Nothobranchius furzeri (turquoise killifish), 6763 nucleotides. RefSeq names its product SPT6 homolog, histone chaperone and transcription elongation factor (gene supt6h). The record is from RefSeq and is a predicted model, not a curated record. NCBI's taxonomy places the organism in Eukaryota, Metazoa, Chordata, Actinopteri, Cyprinodontiformes, Nothobranchiidae. Gene Ontology annotation, molecular function: DNA binding; nucleosome binding; histone binding. Gene Ontology annotation, biological process: nucleosome organization; transcription elongation-coupled chromatin remodeling; transcription elongation by RNA polymerase II. Gene Ontology annotation, cellular component: transcription elongation factor complex.
AGGAAGAAUUAGAAUUUCCACACUGGUCUUCUCGGCCAUCUUUUUGUAGUGCAAGCUCAAAAAUACAAAACACAACACAAAUAUUUGACAUUUAUAAGUAUAUUUGGAUUAUACAACUGCACGGAGACGUGAGCAGCUGUCAUGUCAGAUUUUAUUGACAGUGAAGCUGAGGAGUCGGAGGAGGAGUUCGAAGAGAAGGACCUUAAGCCCAAGAAGACUCAGAGGUUCCUAGAGGAAGAUGAUGAAGAAGAAGAUGUGGAUAAUCCAGAGGAGCAGGAUGAGCAUGGAAAUUUACGUGGACUGAUUGACGAUGGAGAUGAUGAUGCAGAAGAAGAGGAAGCAGAAAAAAGUGCAAGUCCAGCUGGAAGUGAUUCAGAAGAGGAAGUCAGGCAUCGGCGUAAAAAGCGCAAUUACGACGACUACUUGGAUGACGAUGAUCUUGACCUAAUUGAGGAAAAUUUGGGUGUUAAAGUCAAAAGGAGGAAGAAGAAAUAUGACCGUGUGAAAACACUGGAUGAUGAUGAAGAGGAUGAUGACCAAAAGGAUUUGAUCGCAGAUGAGAUCUUUCAUAUGGAUGGUGAGGGUGAGCUGGAGGAGGGUGAAGCUGUUGAUGAACCCCUCCAGCAUCCAGAUGAUGAUGAAGAAGGAGAGGAUGAGGAGUCAGAUAUAGAUGAUUUUAUUGUUGAUGAUGAUGGCCAACCCAUAACCAAAAAGAAAGGCAAGAAGGUCUCCGGAUACACUGAUGCAGCUCUCCAGGAAGCUCAGGAGAUUUUUGGAGGCGACUUCGACUUUGCUGACUUUGACGCAGACGUCUAUGACCAAGGAGAGGAGGAAGAAGAAGAUCAAGAUGAAGAGGGUUACCUGCCAAAGAAACAGACAAAGAGAAGGCAGGGGAGGAAGAGCAUCUUUGAGAUCUAUGAGCCCAGCGAGCUGGAGAGCAGUCACAUGACUGACCAGGACAAUGAGAUCCGGUCCACAGACAUGCCUGAGAGGUUCCAGCUGAGGUCCAUCCCUGUUAAAUCUGCUGAAGAUGAUGAGCUAGAAGAAGAAGCAGAGUGGAUCUUUAGACAUGGGUUCUCCACUCUGACCAUCUCCAUGCAGGAGAGCACGGAUUAUCUUGACAGAGGAACAACAACGAACUUCAGCAGGAAAGGGCCCAGCACUAUUGCUAAGAUCAAAGAGGCCCUCAACUUCAUGAGGAAUCAACAGUUUGAGGUUCCGUUCAUAGCUUUUUACAGAAAGGAAUAUGUGGAGCCUGAGCUAAAUAUUAAUGACCUGUGGAAGGUGUGGCAGUGGGACGAAAAGUGGACUCAGCUAAAGACGCGGAAGCAGAAUCUGACUCGUCUGUUUCAGAAAAUGCAGUCCUACCAGUAUGAGCAGAUAUCUGCCGACCCCGACAAACCUCUGGCUGAUGGUAUUCGUCCUCUGGACACGGCUGACAUGGAGAGGCUAAAGGAUGUACAGACUCUUGAAGAACUGGGGGAUGUGUACAAUCACUUUUUGCUCUAUUAUGGCCGAGACAUCCCCAAAAUGCAAAACGCCGCCAAAGCCAGCAAGAAGAAACUCAAGAAGAUCAAAGAAAUUUCAGAAGAUGGUGAAGAAGAGGAGGUGGAAGUUGAAGAAGAAGAGGAACAGAAAGGACCUGACCUCAAACUGGCGUCUCGAAGAGACAUGUACAGCAUCUGUCAAAGCGUGGGACUUGACGGCUUAGCUAAAAAGUUUGGACUGACUCCAGAGCAGUUUGGAGAGAAUCUCAGAGACAGUUACCAGCGUCACGAGACGGAGCAGUUCCCCGCCGAGCCCCUGGAGCUGGCCAAAGACUACGUUUGUAGUCAGUUCUCCACUCCCGAGGCAGUCCUGGAAGGAACCAGGUAUAUGGUCGCCAUACAGAUUGCUCGGGAGCCUCUGGUCAGACAUGUUCUCCGUCAGACCUUCCAGGAGCGGGCCAAGAUCAACACCAAACCUACCAAGAAAGGCAAAAAGGAGGUAGACGAGGCUCAUUUUGCUUAUUCCUUCAAGUAUCUCAAAAAUAAACCCGUAAAGGAACUGAAUGCAGAUCAGUUUUUGAAGAUGUGCCUGGCAGAGGACGAGGGUCUUCUUUCCAUUGACAUCUGUAUAGAUCUAAUAGGCGUCAAAGGGUAUGCUGGGGACCAGACGUACUUUGAUGAGAUCAAGCAGUUUUACUACAGAGAUGAAUUCAGUCACCAGGUCCAAGAAUGGAACAGACAGCGAACGUUGGCCAUAGAGAGAGCUCUCAAUCAGUUCCUCUACCCUCAGAUGGCCAAGGAGCUCAAAAGUAAACUGAUCGCCGAGGCCAAAGAGAGCAUCGUCAAGUCCUGCUGCCGCCGGUUGUAUAACUGGCUUAAGGUGGCUCCUUACAGGCCAGAUCAGCAGGUGGAAGAAGAUGAUGACCUGAUGGAUGAGAGCCAGGGAAAAGGCAUUCGAGUGUUGGGUGUUGCUUAUGCUCCCAGCAGAGACACGCCAGUUUUCUGUGCUUUGAUCAACGGAGACGGAGAGGUGGUGGACUUCCUUCGUUUGCCGUACUUCCUGAAGAGGAGGAACGCUUUCAGGGAAGAUGAGCGAGAGAAGAAGGCUGCUGAUAUUGAAAGUCUUAAGAAGUUUCUCUCAAGCAAGAAGCCUCACGUGGUGGCCGUAGCUGGGGAGAACCGAGAUGCUCAAAUGAUCAUGGAGGACAUAAAGAGGACCAUCAGUGAGCUUGAGCAGGAAUCGUCUCUACCUGCUGUGGGAGUGGAACUGGUAGACAACGAAUUGGCCACGCUGUACAUGAACAGUAAGAAGUCUGAGAAUGAUUAUAGGGAUUAUCCUCCGCUGCUGCGACAGGCAGUCUCAGUAGGCAGGAAGAUUCAGGAUCCUCUGAUAGAGUAUGCUCAGGUCUGCAGCACAGACGAGGACAUCCUCUGUCUCAAACUACACCCGCUGCAGGAACAUGUAGUGAAGGAGGAUUUGCUCAGCGCUCUUUACUGUGAGUUCAUCAACCGUGUCAACGAGGUCGGUGUUGAUGUGAAUAGGGCGAUCGCUCAUCCUCACACUCAGAGUCUGGUCCAGUAUGUGUGUGGUUUGGGACCAAGGAAGGGUGCCCACCUACUAAAGAUCCUGAAGCAGAACAACACACGUCUGGAAAACAGAACACAGCUGGUCACCAUGUGUCACAUGGGACCCAAAGUUUUUAUCAACUGCGCUGGUUUCAUUAAGAUAGACACAACAUCACUCGGGGACAGUACGGAUGCUUACAUAGAGGUUCUGGAUGGUUCUCGAGUCCAUCCCGAGACGUAUGAGUGGGCUAGGAAGAUGGCCGUCGACGCACUGGAGUACGAUGAGUCUGCAGAAGAUGCAAACCCAGCUGGAGCGCUGGAGGAGAUCUUGGAAAAUCCAGAGCGUCUCAAAGAUCUGGACCUGGAUGCUUUUGCUGAAGAGCUUGAGAGACAGGGUUAUGGCAACAAGGGCAUAACUCUUUAUGACAUCCGUGCAGAGCUGAGCUGCAGAUAUAAAGACCUCAGAGUUCCUUACCGAGUCCCCAACACUGAAGAGGUCUUCAAUCUGCUCACCAAGGAAACCCCAGAAACCUUUUAUAUUGGUAAGCUAAUAACUAGUGUAGUAACUGGUAUCGCUCACCGGCGUCCUCAGGGAGAGAGCUAUGACCAGGCUAUUCGUAAUGAUGCCACCGGCCUGUGGCAGUGUCCCUUCUGCCAGCAGGAUAACUUCCCUGAGCUGAGUGAGGUGUGGAAUCACUUUGACAGCGGCUCAUGUCCAGGUCAGGCCAUCGGAGUCCGGUCCAGGUUAGAUAAUGGAGUUCAGGGCUUCAUUCCUACCAAGUUCCUUAGCGACAAAGUGGUCAAACAUCCAGAGGAAAGGGUCAAGGUGGGCAUGACGGUUCACUGCCGCAUCAUGAAAAUCGACAUUGAGAAGUUCAGCGUAGACCUCACGUGUCGUACCUCAGAUCUGAUGGACAAAGGCAACGAGUGGAAGCUUCCUAAGGACAGCUAUUAUGACUUUGACGCAGAAGCCGAGGACCAGAAACUGGAGGAGGAGCUAAAGAAGAAACAACAGCGAACACCAUAUAUAAAACGUGUGAUCGCCCACCCCAACUUCCACAACAUCAGUUUCAGCCAAGCAGAGAAGAUGAUGGAGACGCUGGACCAGGGAGACCUGAUCAUCAGGCCCAGCAGCAAAGGAGAGAACCACCUCACGGUCACCUGGAAAGUGGCUGAAGGCAUUUAUCAGCAUGUGGACGUGAGAGAAGAAGGCAAAGAGAACGCAUUCAGCUUGGGUCACACUCUCUGGAUCAAUACUGAGGAGUUUGAAGAUCUGGAUGAAAUCACUGCUCGGUACAUUCAACCAAUGGCCUCGUUCGCACGAGAUCUGCUGGGACAUAAAUACUUUCAGGGUUGCAACGGUGGAAGCAAGGAGAAAAUGGAGGAGUUGUUGAUCAAGACAAAGAGGGAGAAGCCCACUUUCAUUCCUUACUUUAUUUCAGCUUGUAAAGAUCUGCCAGGAAAAUUCCUUUUGGGCUACCAGCCUCGUGGAAAACCUCGAGUUGAGUAUGUGACCAUCACGCCGGACGGUUUCCGCUAUCGUUCACAAACGUUUCCCACAGUGAACGGGCUCUUCCGCUGGUUUAAGGAUCAUUAUCAAGAGCCUGUGCCAGGCAUUACUCCCUCUAACAGCAGCAGAACCAGAACCCCCGCAUCUCUGAACGCAACGCCGGCCAAUAUAAAUAUUGCAGAUUUGACUCGAGCUGUCAACGCCCUCCCACGAAACAUGACUUCUCAGAUGUUCAAUGCCAUCGCCGCCGUGACGGGUCAGAGCCAGAACCCCAACACAACUCCUGCACAGUGGGGCUCCAGCCAGUAUGGCUUUGGUGGCAGCACAGGAGGUGGAGGCAGCUCGUCUGCUUAUCACGUAUUUGCCACCCCUCAGCAGCCCAUGGCGACACCCAUGAUGACUCCUAGCUAUUCCUACACAACCCCGAGCCAGCAGACCCUGGGCACGCCACAGUAUCCAGGCUCCACCCCUCAGUCUUCUCAAACACACGCCCACCCACACCUUACGCCUCACAGCCUUCCUGGCCACCACAGCAGUCAUCAUGGCCACUCAUCCAGCACACCCUCUUCCUCCACCUCAUCACGAGGACGAACGCCACAGCAACAGCAGCCGCAGUCAAAGCCUAGCAGCAGCUCCACUGCAGUCGACUGGGGGAAGAUGGCUGAGCAGUGGCUAAAGGAGAAAGAAGCAGAGGGGAGGAAAAAAUCCUCGAGGAUGACACCACGGCCGUCUCCCAGCCCCAUGAUUGAGAGCACACCCAUGUCGCUCCCCGGAGAUGCCACACCUCUGCUGGAUGAAAUGGACCGAUAGAACACGGAGGGGGGGCGUCAGUUCACCCCACAAAUUCUUUGUACCGCCUCACUCGGAUAACCUGUUCUUCUUGUCCUUCCCCACAUCUUAUCAUCAUCUUUAUCUCCAUCCAGCCGAUGAUCACUGGUUCUCCUCACCGCCUUAGCUGACUCAUGUCAACUCAGAUCUCUCUCCUCUUUGUCCCUCUCAUACCAAAUGCUUCAUUUCCUCCACUCCCACCAAGCUGCUUCGUGUUGCGCAGAAAGACAGAACCGUGAUAAUAAAAACUACUUGAAGUAUCAGUUACACUUAGGACAUGGAUCUACACAGACAAGCUGUCCUAUCUUUGUUUUUGUGUUUGCUUAUUGCUCAUAUGGUUCCAGGCGAAGGGAACAGUCAGCCGUUCCUCCAUUAUGGCUGGUGGAAUGUUGAAAGCAGUUGCCAUAACAACACUUUGUUUGCCAAGCCAGCAGGAAAUUUAAUUUUUGUUUGGAAUUCGUCAGAAUGAAUAAAGACUUCUGUUUUCUGUUUGAAACUUUAGACUCCGCGCUUCACAUCAACACAGCGAUAACUACAUGCAGGAAUGAUCGAGGAGGGGUUAGAAGAGUCGUCCCCACCACGUGCUGUAUUACAAUCAGCUGACUGUCUCUGAUGUAGACUCUGCAGCCGGUCCUAUGUGGACAUGAGCACAUGGAACAUUCCACUUUGGACACGGUUGUUCUCAAUAACCUUGUAUGCUUCGACAUAAGGCAUGGUGGAGGAAGGUAGCUUUUAUUUGAAAGCUUUUUGAUUCUAGUGACGAAAUCCAAUUAGCAGAUGUUUGAUCUGUCGAGGGAGCAUGUAUGAGUUUGUUUUUUAUUUACUCUCAUCUGAAUCUCGUUUUCAGUUUAGUAAAUCUCACCUGACGAUAAGUAACAUUCACCAUCUUUGGAAACCAGCAAACUGGAUUUUCACCUUUGCAGCAAAAAUCUAAAUGUCUCAGUGGAGGAAAUCAUGUUUUUUUCUAACUCUAUCAAACUUACUUCUGCUGUGUUUAUGUUCCUGUAAUAUCUCAACUGCACGUAUUUGUUUUAGUAGAAUGGAUUUAUUAUUAAAAAACUCAGUAGGGAUUUAGUUGCUCCUCAGCCUCCCUCCAUGAUGCAUUCACUUCUGUCUCUGUGCCACAGUACAAACAAGCAGCACUGAUAUUUAAUGGUGUGCUAUUUAACUUGCAUUAUGCAAAGUAUGAUGGUCCCAUAUAUUGCAUACUGUUUUAAAUAAAUUUUGUUUGUAAGUCCUGAGUUUUACCUCUGGCCAGGUUGAGAUGUUGAAACCUGUCUCAGCGAGCCUGAUUGGUUGUCUGCAGUCACCUGAGGUGCUGCAGACAACCAGUUCUAUCUGUGAUCUCUUUAAUAAAAGUGUUCAUAGAAAA